This is a messenger RNA of Anolis carolinensis (green anole), 691 nucleotides long. RefSeq names its product histone H4. Gene Ontology annotation, molecular function: DNA binding; structural constituent of chromatin; protein heterodimerization activity. The record is from RefSeq and is a predicted model, not a curated record. NCBI's taxonomy places the organism in Eukaryota, Metazoa, Chordata, Lepidosauria, Squamata, Anolidae. Gene Ontology annotation, biological process: nucleosome assembly. Gene Ontology annotation, cellular component: nucleosome. The coding region runs from base 60 to 371 and encodes 103 amino acids. The transcript has a single exon.
CUGGAGCUCGGCACAGUUGAUCAUUGUUGUUCGGAGAGGCGAGAGCUAGAGCUUUGAGGAUGUCUGGCCGCGGCAAAGGCGGGAAGGGGCUGGGGAAAGGAGGCGCCAAGCGGCACCGGAAGGUGCUCCGUGACAACAUCCAGGGCAUCACCAAGCCGGCUAUCCGGCGCCUGGCUCGCCGCGGGGGCGUGAAACGCAUCUCGGGCCUGAUCUACGAGGAGACGCGCGGCGUGCUGAAGGUCUUCCUGGAGAACGUGAUCCGCGACGCCGUGACCUACACGGAGCACGCCAAGAGGAAGACGGUGACCGCCAUGGACGUGGUCUACGCCCUCAAGCGCCAGGGGAGGACCCUCUACGGCUUCGGCGGCUGAAGACAGCGCCCCACAGCCCCCAUCCAACCUAAAGGCCCUUUUCAGGGCCACCACCUGCUCAGCAAAGAGCUGCAUUCGCUGCUGCCUAUGCCUAUCCUAGGGUCACCUGGCAAGGAAAUCCCAGAGAGAUUUUGCUAGUUCCUUUUGUUGAAAUACCCCACGCCCCUAAUGUUCUUUGGCGUUCUCCCACCCAAGUACAAACCAGAGCUGUCCCUGCUUUGGUGCCUUCCUUAUGGCUUAAAUACUGUGGCUUGCUUAAAGGGACCAAGGAGCUGGAGCACAAAACAUGAAGGUUCACACUCGUUUCCCAAGUCCAUUGU